Haliotis rubra (blacklip abalone) is the source of this 611-nucleotide messenger RNA. Its product is annotated as serine-enriched protein-like. Lineage: Eukaryota; Metazoa; Mollusca; Gastropoda; Lepetellida; Haliotidae. Gene Ontology annotation, molecular function: protein binding. The annotation marks the transcript as partial. The transcript has 2 exons. The record is from RefSeq and is a predicted model, not a curated record.
CUGAAGGUACAUCGUCAGGGUAUGACUCAAGCGACUACUCCUCUGAUGAAGAUGCGAGCACAGCCUCCAUAUCAGGAUCUAGUACCAAAACUGCUCCAAUUCCACUCAACGGCCGCUCCCACACCUCGCAAUCCUCCAAUCGGGAUGACGUCAUGACGCUCAGAAGUACAGGAGACUUACAAGAUAGCCUCUCCCUCAUCCUCAACAUGCCAGAGAUGUGUGACGUCACCUUUCUCGUUGGGAAGGAGAAGGCUCCUUUUCAUGGAGUCAAGGCCAUAAUGGCUACACGUAGCAGGUACUUAUAUCAGCUGCUGCUCCAACACCAGAAGCAGUCCUCCUUGGAGCAAGACAAAACCAAAAAGAGCAAGACGAUCAAACACUCACCUUUUUCACGGAAACUUACCAUCACCAUUCCUGAUUACCAGACUAGGGAUUUUGAAACAUUCCUUAAAUUCGUCCACUCGGGGAAAGCUAACCUCGAUUUCAAUAAUGUGAUAGGUAAGUGCUCCGUGCUUGACGGGAAUAUUCAUUUGAAAGCAAAAGUAGGAACAAACUACAAAAUCAGGAUGGCAAAUCAAUAUAAAACAUAUUUGACCACAUAUUCACUCUAA